AUGACUUGGACGCCCACAUGGACACCCGAAGAGAAGGAGUUGCUCAACGGUGUACAAGAGCGCAACGAAAAACGCGAAGCAGCCCUCGACGAGAUUUUCUCAACAGAAGACAAGUCUCGGAAGUGGAAAUGGCCUUCAGGGGCCUUGGAAAUCGUGAAUGAAGCACAAGAAGAAAAGACCCGUGUUAACGAGCUGGUUACGCGAGACCUAGAGAAGUUAUACACAUGGCCGAGCAAAGAAAUGACACGGGAUGACAUCUUUGUCGAAGGCAAAAAAGAAUUUGCCAUGUUCGACCGCCCGCUCACAUGGUUUGGAGAUCAGGGCUUUCACCAGUUCCGGACUGACUAUACAUUCUCUGAACAUUGGGACAGGGAGCCGAUGGCGGUCAAUAUCCUCGUUCCAAAAGAGAUGAAGGAGAAACACCAAGCUCCCGUGAUGUGGUUGUUUCAUGGCGGCGGUUAUUGCACAGGAGCUGGCGACUAUCACCCAUGGUAUUCAGAAACUGCCGUUAAGAAAGCUAAAAAACGAGGUGCCAUCAUAAUGGCGCCAGAAUACCCACUCGCACCCGAAGCAAACUACAAGGACAUAGUAGAAAGUAUCCGUGACUUCCUCAACUGGUACAAAGAAGACGGCUGCUUCGAGUCUGAUUACACAAGCUGGACACGGUGGCUGCAUGAUCAAGACAAACUGAAAGGGAAACACUUUACCAUCGACAAGGAUCGCGUAUAUGUGGAGGGUGAGAGCGCUGGUGGACAAGCUGCUGUCACUGCGAUGUGGCUCAACGCGACAAAGGGUGGACCUAACUUGCCUAUCAGGGUAGCACUCCUUCGCUACCCAAUGAUUGCACACUACAGAAGAGAUUGGGAAAAGACUGCUCAAAACGGGAAAAAUGCCUACAUGGGGCAAUGGUUCGCUGAAGAGGAAGUCAAAGAACGCGCACAAGAUAUUGAUUCUGUUAUCAGAGAGCUCGAGAAGAGAGGCGUCGUGCCAAACACAACGUCUCGUUGGCCCUCAAAAGGCAUGGCCUUCGCAUUCAUACUCUCCAUAACCCAGACAUGGAAGGGACUUCUUCGACGCAAGCAUGGCGACUGUUCUUUGGCCGAUCCAACAGAUACCGAUUACAUGGAUGGUAUAGAGCGCGCAAAGUAUACCUACCAAGAUGUUGUGCCUGACCUACUUCCUCCAAUUCACAUUUUCCAUGGAUUGGACGAUCCGAAUUGCGACAUCAAGGACACUAUAAAAUUCUACGAUACACUGAGAGACUCAAAACUCUACGGCGAUCGUUUCAAGGGAAAUGACAUGCUCUAUAUGAGUAUCGUGAAGUCUUUGCAGACGAAGCCGACAUGGAACUCUGAGACGGAGAAGGUAGAUCGCGGUGUCAGUGAGAAAGUGGGUCAUGGAUUCGACUAUUGGCUUGAUGAAAAUGAAGAGCCGUUUUUGAAGCAUGCCUAUGAUUGGGUUUGCAAACGUUGGGAUGCUAAGCCGUGA
Alternaria hordeiaustralica is the source of this 1488-nucleotide messenger RNA. RefSeq lists its product as uncharacterized. The transcript is spliced from 2 exons. Lineage: Eukaryota; Fungi; Ascomycota; Dothideomycetes; Pleosporales; Pleosporaceae. Gene Ontology annotation, molecular function: hydrolase activity. Bases 1 to 1488 code for a protein of 495 amino acids. The record is from RefSeq and is a predicted model, not a curated record.